Messenger RNA from Podospora anserina S mat+, 945 nucleotides. RefSeq lists its product as uncharacterized. Gene Ontology annotation, cellular component: nucleus; transcription repressor complex. The annotation marks the transcript as partial. Gene Ontology annotation, biological process: negative regulation of transcription by RNA polymerase II. NCBI's taxonomy places the organism in Eukaryota, Fungi, Ascomycota, Sordariomycetes, Sordariales, Podosporaceae. Gene Ontology annotation, molecular function: protein binding. The record is from RefSeq and is a predicted model, not a curated record. The transcript is spliced from 2 exons.
ACGUUAGAGGGCCAUGGCGACUCGGUCUGGUCGGUCGCGUUCUCGCCGGACGGCCAGCGCGUGGUAUCGGGCUCGCUCGACAAGACCGUCAAGAUCUGGGAUACGGUAUCGGGAACCUACACACAGACGUUAGAGGGCCAUGGCGACUGGGUCCAGUCGGUCGCGUUCUCGCCGGACGGCCAGCGCGUGGCAUCGGGCUCGCUCGACAUGACCAUCAAGAUCUGGGAUACGGCAUCGGGAACCUGCACACAGACGUUAGAGGGCCAUGGCGACUCGGUCCAGUCGGUCGCGUUCUCGCCGGACGGCCAGCGCGUGGCAUCGGGCUCGGUCGACAAGACCAUCAAGAUCUGGGAUACGGCAUCGGGAACCUGCACACAGACGUUAGAGGGCCAUGGCGACUGGGUCCAGUCGGUCGCGUUCUCGCCGGACGGCCAGCGCGUGGCAUCGGGCUCGCACGACAUGACCGUCAAGAUCUGGGAUACGGCAUCGGGAACCUGCACACAGACGUUAGAGGGCCAUGGCGACUCGGUCUGGUCGGUCGCGUUCUCGCCGGACGGCCAGCGCGUGGCAUCGGGCUCGCUCGACAUGACCAUCAAGAUCUGGGAUACGGCAUCGGGAACCUGCACACAGACGUUAGAGGGCCAUGGCGACUGGGUCCAGUCGGUCGCGUUCUCGCCGGACGGCCAGCGCGUGGCAUCGGGCUCGCACGACAAGACCGUCCAGUCGGUCGCAUUCUCGCCGGACGGCCAGCGCAUGGCAUCGGGCUCGCACGACAUGACCAUCAAGAUCUGGGAUACGGCAUCGGGAACCUGCACACAGACGUUAGAGGGCCAUAGCGACUCGGUCUGGUCGGUCGCGUUCUCGCCGGACGGCCAGCGCGUGGCAUCGGGCUCGCUCGACAAGACCAUCAAGAUCUGGGAUACGGUAUCGGGAACCUACAUAUAG